AUGGCUCGUCCCCGCUCGCGCUCUCGCGAAAGCCGCCGCCCCACCACCGUAGUCCACCAGCCUUCCCCGGCGGCUGCCGCUCCGGCGCCGCUGGCCACCCAAUCUGGCUCGCCUCGGCUUCCGCGCCUGGGCCUCGCCCCGCCCGCGCUGCUCUGGGGCUUCCCCUCCCCCCAGCCCGUUGGGCAACGGCCCUUCUCUGCGCUGGAUCUGGAUCGGGAGCUAGCCACCCCUCCUCCUCCGCCUCCUGGUCGACCGCCGCGCGACCCGCGGGGGGUGUCCGUGGUUUCAGAGACGCCUCCUGAGCUGCAAGGCGGGGAGGCCAGGCAUGCUGCCCCCCUCUUCAAUGCUGCCGCGGUGCCCGCUGGCCCGAGGGCGCGCAUUAACUCAGGUAGCUGGGCCGAUGUCGUCCAAGGCGAGAGCGGCUGUGCUCUGGAGGCGCAUUCAACGCGCGCGGCGCCCGCGGGGCUCGAGGCUGCAGACGCGGGGGGGUGGGUCACCGUCGCGUCCCGUCGGCCGCGCCGGGCGGCUUUGCCAGACGCACCAUUGAAGCCCCGCCAUUGA
Aegilops tauschii subsp. strangulata is the source of this 561-nucleotide messenger RNA. Lineage: Eukaryota; Viridiplantae; Streptophyta; Magnoliopsida; Poales; Poaceae. The record is from RefSeq and is a predicted model, not a curated record.